Molecule: messenger RNA, 1596 nt
Organism: Eupeodes corollae
Lineage: Eukaryota; Metazoa; Arthropoda; Insecta; Diptera; Syrphidae
Exons: 2
Coding region: 98-1492 (464 amino acids)
Molecular function (GO): zinc ion binding; nucleic acid binding
Source: RefSeq, a predicted model, not a curated record
UCGUAAUAAAUAAAUUUUAUAAAUUAAAAGUAAUCGGAGUUUUAUUCAUAGAAUAUUGCUAAAAUUUCAGAAGUGGAAUUCGAACCUAUUCGGCAUUAUGAGCGAUAAUAAUUUGUCUGAGUUAUCCACAGCGCAAUUAAAAUCGUGGUUAAAAUCGCUUGGACAAAAAACAAACGGUAACAAAUCAACCCUCAUUUUACGUUUGGAAUCCGUUCCCGUUAACGAGCGUGGAUCCAACCCACCCGAAACAACGGAAACAUCAAAAGACAUAGAAGCAGCUGCAGCUGCAUACGGAGACAAUGAAAGCGACAACGAUCCAGAGGCAUCUGUUCAAACGAAGGGGAAAGACAAAGAAAACGAUGGAAACCAACACCAAGAAGACGAUGAUGAUGUUGAAGAUGCAGAUAACAAAAUGCCAACCACAGACCAGAAACACAACGACAACAAACAAAACAAUUUUAUGAAGAAGGAGAUAGAACUGAUGCAGAGAGAAAUCUGCAUACAACGGAAAGAAAUCGAAUUGCUGAGAACUGAAAAUGAGUGCUUAAAGAAUGAAAGAAAAGGAGAAGAAAAUAAACUCUCAAAUGAGCUACAAAAGAGAGAGAAAGAGUGUUUGCAUUUAAAAAAAGAACUACAAGUGCAACGUGAACAAAACGAAAUAUUGAAAAAAGAGUGUGACAAAAAGAAUAUAGAAAAAGAGAAUGAAAUGCAAAAUGAUUUGGUUAGCGCAAAAAAGAAAGAACCAUCAAAUGAGUGCUACAUAAGUAAUAUAAACAUGGUUAAAGAAUUAUUGUCUGACUAUGCUGGAGAAGGAGACAACUUUUCACUUUGGCAGUCUCAAAUAAAAAACAUUCAAUCAUCAUACAAUUUGGACAAUAAUAACAUGCGUGCUCUAAUUGCAGCUAAAUUAAAAGGAAAGGCUCUUCAAUGGUUGCAUUCUAAGCCAGACAUUGCAACAAUUUCCAUUGACUCAAUGCUUGAGGAGAUGAGAACUCUUUUCGAUAAUCGGACCAGCAAAUUAGAAAUUCGUCGGAAGUUUGAGUCGCGAAAGUGGCUGUCUAGCGAAAUAUUCCAGAAUUAUUUCCAUGACAAACUAAUUCUGGCCAACAAGAUGGAGUUAGCAGAAGAAGAACUCUUAGACUGCAUAAUUGAAGGUAUCCCAGAUCAUCAUUUACGUGUACAGGCGAAAAUGCACCGAUUCGUCAACAGAAAUCAACUUUUGGAAGCAUUCUCUGGAAUAUCUUUACCAAAGCCUUUUAACGCAGGCCUGCGUCCGUCAAACGAAGGCGAGCAGAAAUUACAGAUUCGUUGUUUCAACUGCAAUUCUCUGGGGCAUCUUGCUUCAGAUUGCAAAAAGCCGAAGAGAGAAAUCGGAGCAUGUCACGCUUGCGGACAGUUUGGACAUUUUGCGGCCGCAUGCUCUGCCUACAAAAAGAAGAACCAUGUUGUUCAUCAUGUGGACGAUGACGAUGAUAACCAAUUCAAUGCUUAAUUGACACGGGUAGUCCCAUCAGCCUCAUCCGCCGGAAGUUUGUACCGGAACUUAUCGAAUUAAAAUGUAACACACUAAAUUAUUUUGGUAUUAAUAAAACUAAG